AUUCCCAACCUGCGUCUCCAACAUAAUCCACUCAGAUUCUCGAGCGCCCAGCUGCCCCCUGUCCCUUCAAAACUCCCCACCCAACGUACAACACCAUUCACACCCAAACGCCAACGUAUUCAUACCAUACCACGUCCCCAAGCCCGAUUGCUAGAGCCAUCACACGCACACGAGUUUAGGCGCCCCCAGACUUAUGCCAAAUUGUUCUGGAUGCGCCGCUCGAAUGUUGAAUGAAUGCAACCUCUAAAUCCAUUCCUAUGUGCCUUCUUCAAAAGCACCUUUCCCGCUCAGUGUACGCCAGUCCAUAAUCAUGUAAGCUGUACCAGAUAGCCAUACCUUGCGCCCAAAAGAGAUGCGCUGACCAGCAUGUAGAUUCUGCUUGUUCCAACAACCGAAUCUCUCCUCACCUCCCGCGAUCGCGAGUCUGGCGCUCUCUACUCGGAUCUCGCGGGGUCUGAGGAAUUCUUGGGAAGCCAUGUCUUACGAAUACCAGCUAAUCAUGCUACGGCGGGAGGGAAGGAUGUGCCCAACAUGCGCGAAAGUCGGGGGAAGGCAAAACAAUAUACAACUAUUAAUGGCCGAACGAUAGUGAUUAAGGAUGCGUUUGUGUAUAGCAAUAAAGGUUGGUCAAGGAUUCUGGGGGAAAACCACUAUACUGAUGGGUUUGAUAGGAUUCAAAACGCUGAACCAGGCCCAAUUAUAUUCUGAUACCAUCUGGUAUCCCGAUUCGUUAGAGCCGCGGCAAUGGCUGGUUUAUUACAUUUCGAGGCCGUUGCUGGGGAUAUAUGAGGAAGUCAAAAUCAUGCCUGCAACUCUGCCGCUUCGUCUCUCGAAUGGCAGGCCCAGUCUGCCUCCCAGCCCAGAGAUUGACGGAGAUGCUGGGCCUUCAAAUCCAUUGCCCAAAAAGAAGGACAUAAAGACAUUCAAUGAGUUGCUCAAUAAUUUCCCUAUGAUUGCAAGGCAAAUGCAGCCGGGGCUUGAGCGUUUGUUCAAGGAGUUUGCUACGGUUUUUGAUAAGCCAUUACCACCACCCCCUUCGGCCUCCAUAAUACCAGAUCCACUUCCGGAUGGGCCUAUUGCGACAGCCAUGAAGAAAGUAAGAUCAAAUAGUACCAACUCUGCGCCAAGUUUUCGAACGAAUGGUCAUGUCGAACGUCCUAUGGAGGACUUUUAUGCUGAGGAUGAUGAUGAAGUUAUGCGCGGUGCUUUGGAAACGGCUGUGAUGACUGCUAUUGAUCUUUUCCAAAUGGUGGACAAGCAACAGCUAUCUCUUCUCGGCGCAACGACAGAUUUGACUGGGCCUGUUGUCGAACGCCUGAUCGAACGGUACGUGACUGAACAAGUGCAUGAUACCAUCCUUUAUCCUCGUAUCUGUGCUAUGAAGCGACCAGAAGAUCUAGAGCUGGAGUCAAAAAUUCGCCAGAUGGAGUUUGUAGAUAUCUCGCAAGUUGGAAUAGCUAUCCAAGGAGGUCACGCUGGAAAGCACGAAUUGACGUUGCGGCUUGGUCGGGCUGUGGAUGAAUUCCGGAAACUUGGUGUAGCUGGGAGCCCCCAACAAAUGAUGGAUAUCCUACUAACAACAUUAAAGACGGUAACGCAAAUUGCGGAGCCGUCAAAAACGAGCGGACCUUCCGAAAAAGUCGCAACUGUUCUGACGAUUAACGCUGAUACGCUUGUAUCACUAUUAUUAAUUGUGGUUAUCAGAUCCCAGGUUCGAUAUUUACAGGCACGCCUUCUGUAUAUGCGCCACUUCAUAUAUAUCGACGAUGUUGAGAGCGGCGAGAUGGGCUACGCUCUUAGUACCUUCGAAGCUGUGCUCUCCUAUCUUGCGCAAGACUCCCAAGGACUACGCAAAGCGAGUCGGAGGAAUUACAAAUUAUGGGAAUCGACAAGAAAAGGAAAUAUCAAGGAUAUGAUGGCCAUAAUGGAGCCUCACAGAGAACAAUUAUCGGACGAGGAAUGCGAAAGUCCGCAACCAAUCGAUGACGAUGCCUCCCACAGCGUGCCUCGCUGGAAUCUUGUCAACGGACACUCUCGGAAAUCCUCACGGAGUAGUUUCAACAAGUCAUCACAGGGUUCAACGCUGAAUCACGUGUAUCCAUUUCAGAUUCAGCACGAAGAGGCUGAGGAAGAGGAAGAGGAACGAUUACCUCCACUAAGAAGACCGAAAACUGUUACAAUGGAUAUGCGGAGCAUGUCAAGUGGAUCAGAGAUGUCGUUCAGAUCUCGAGCAACUACCAUUGAUUCAAUGACCAGUGGUAUUGAAGGAGACACAUCCAUUCAGCGCUUGUCGCAGACGGAGGAUUCUUUUGGCGAAUCUAUUCCUAUGAUGGCUGUGCAAAAUGAACGACCAGAGGCCUUGAAAUAUUUGUUCUCUCUGCACGAGUAUUUUCCUCCCUACAUUGUUCUUGAAGACACGAAUAACGAAGGCACUACCCUGUUAAGCGCUGCUGUUCAGCUUGGGCAUACCGAGCUUAUUGAUAUAAUAUUGGACUAUGUUUUUCAUGCAGGACCGGAGUCGGUUGUUGUUGCGUAUUUGGCUCGACAAGAUGUUAGAGGUAGAAGUGUUGCUCAUUACCUUUUUAAUGCUCCCUCUCUUAUACCGAGAGUUGGUCGACUAUUACCAUGGCGACAGAAGGACAGGAAUGGCCAAACGCCAUUGUUCGCCCUUUGUAGGUCUUAUGACCAUGGAAAUUAUAGAGCGAUGGUCGAAAAUGCUCUGUUGUCUGCAACGACUUCUCAAGGAGACGGCCAGCCAUUGCACCUUGACGACCAUGUUGAUGCAAAAGGCAACACUUUACUUCAUAUCGUUAACGAUGCUCAAGUUGCUCUGCGGAUAUUGCUGCACUGCGAUUCCGAUGUGAAUGCUAUCAAUGACAAAAGGUUUACAGCCUUGAUGGUGGCCAGCAAAUAUGGGAGACUGGAAAUGGUCCGUGUUUUGUUCGGAGACCCACGAGUCGACCUUUUCGCCAAAGAAUCGCGAGGUCUAACAGCUGUGGAACUCGCGAAAGAUGAUGAUGUAAGGAAUCGGAUUGACGAUUUGAUUCUUUUCUCCGGUCAACCUGCAGCAGAUGGGAGAAUCACUGCUGUUGUAAGAUCAUUUUUCGUUGAGGAUGCCACUAUUCGCCUCGUGGUAAAGUCUGGAGCGCCAUCCACCCAACAAAGUUUUACUGUUACUACGUGCCGGAGGUCCCUUGCAGACUUUGAAAAUUUAGCAAAAUUGUUGGGUCUAGAAAACCCAGCAUCGUGGCUUCCAUCGAUUUCCGGACUGCGUUCCCCAUUUCAAUUCCCUUCCAAGCCAUCACGGGCUGUUCUGCGGGAUAUCCAAGUCAGGCUGGAUAGUUUCCUGAAGAUACUCCUAGCUCACUCAACAUUCUCUACCCACGAAAUGUUAUGGGAGUUCUUUUUGGUACCUGAUAUCCAAUCAGAUAUGAUGGAAGAACGAAGCAAAUUAAAAGCAGAGACGAGAAUCGAAAAAGUGCGGGAAGAGUACGAGCCAGUGGAGGACAUAAAAGAUGUCGAGCAGUUCAUUGACCAUGCAAGAGAUACGGUUCGAAGCGUCAAUUAUUCCACAAAAAGUGUUGCACGACGAGCCAACAUGCUUCGAACUGUCGACACAGGUAAGGCUUGUCAAUCUUCGCGAUGUAUUUUCGCUAACAAUAAGUAGACUUCUUUGAUGCUGUAACUUUAGCAACAAGAGCUCUCUCGACUCUGGAGUUUCUUCCAGCUACCCAUCUGUCAGCAAUUGAAGCUUACGUACUUACACUGGCUCCCACUACAUCAUCACCGAUCACGACGUUUCAUGCUACGAUGCUCUCCAUACAUAGUACCAUAAUCGCCAUGCUUCUUUCGCUUUCGCGACCUACGUCCUUAAUCCAGUCUAUCAACACGUCACGAAAAGCCAUUGAACGAUCAUAUAAUUCCCUUUCAAGGUCUACCCGAUGGCCACUCGGUCUGCUAGACGAAACCCGCCAACGCUUGAACGAAGAAAAAGAAGAAAAAGUGCGCAAAACCACAGAAGAAGUCGAUGAAUUAGGCAGAGAAUUGCGAUAUACCCAGCAAGUUGUUGCUUCGGAACUUGCAGGCUGGCAAGAUCUCCACGAAAGAAUUGGAAAGAAGGCAUUGAAAGAAUUGGCAAGAGGUAUGCUAAUCAAAGAACGAACGGCGUUGGAGGGAAUGAAGAGGGCGUUGAGAAGGUUAAAGGUACAGGAGGAUGUGCUGCCUUCAACCAGCGCUUCUAGUUUUAGUUUAGAUAUUGAGAUACAGGGCAGUGAUGAAGCUGGGGGCCCGUCAGCUAUCAGGACGUAAUGUUAGUCUAGUCUUCUAGGCUUAGGAUAGAAUUUACCCUGGGGAAAAGACUGAUGCUGGGUAAGCAAGUCUUUUUUUGGCGUUGAAUAGAAUUCAAUGAGGCAUUCUUCUCUUUACAUAUGGUAUUGAACGUUAGUGAGUUGAUGCGUGACAUAAUAUGCUG
Molecule: messenger RNA, 4471 nt
Organism: Hymenoscyphus albidus
Lineage: Eukaryota; Fungi; Ascomycota; Leotiomycetes; Helotiales; Helotiaceae
Source: the annotation of a GenBank genome assembly